AUGCUCCAAGUUUCCAAUUUCUGUGUUCUGGGCGUAGGUUGGUGUCGUAAGCAUGUAUCUGCCUGUGUCAAUCCUCGGUUUGUGGCUUACGGCAAGAACAUCACAUCGAACAUUCUCGAGAGCGUGAAAUACGAAGGACAUGACGCGGCUGCUGUUAUGUUAGACAUAAUGCUUGUACUGAUCACACUUCACCUGCUGUUAAGUUUUGUUAUUGUGAUAAACCCAGUAUCGCAGUCUUUUGAGGAGUUUUUGAGCAUACCUCAAGGUUGGUUUAAAUACACCCAGGGUUAAUCUCAUUAAUUCAGCGGGAAGCAAGGGUUGCGAUGGACGUCUACCUAUUCCGUAAAAAAAACAUAGAAUCUAAUAUUUUACAGGGAAUGUGAUCAAGAUAGCUCUAGGGUCCACAGCUACGCUUAUAUAUCUAGGGGCGAAAUACGAGCGCUUUUUUUUUCUUGCUUCUUUCGUGUAAACUUAUCGGCGUCUUGCUUUCAUAAAACCCCCCAUCCACACAACGUUUUAAUGUUAGACACUUACUCUACCUUAAGUCAUUUUUCGGUCCUCUUUUCUAACAGGAUUUGGUGUCAAACGGUACCCCCUUCGCACCGCCAUUAUGUGUUUUAUUCUUGGCAUUGGCGAACUCAUCCCAACGUUUGGUCCCAUUCUGUCUCUUAUUGGAGGAUCCACAAUAACUGCAUUGACCUUUGUAUUUCCCUGUUUGUUUUAUUUGAGAAUUGAACGUAAUAUUCCUCUUCAUAUCAAGGUUUUCUUGUAUGAACUCAUAGCUGUUGGAAUUUUUGGUGGUGUGGCGUCCAACUACUCCGCAAUAAAUGACAUUCGAAAAGUAUUCAGUUAA
This is a messenger RNA of Pocillopora meandrina, 853 nucleotides long. The record is from the annotation of a GenBank genome assembly. Lineage: Eukaryota; Metazoa; Cnidaria; Anthozoa; Scleractinia; Pocilloporidae.